AUGGGUGCUUGCAUAAUUCUUGAGACAGAACAGAUAGGCCCAUUUCCCGGGGAAAAUUCCUUAAUUGGUCCAGUUUCCAUAGCAUAUGAGCAGGUUUUUGCUCCAUACCAUGGCUGGACUAUUAAGACUGCUGUCUCUACUGCAUUAUAUACCCUUCCUUCACUUGCACGAGUCUUGAAGAAACUAAAUGAAAGUGAGGCCUCAGCAAUGGUUCAGAUGCAAAACUAUGUAACGGCAUCGGCUCCUGUCAUACAAUAUAUUGAGACCUUAUUUCACUCAAGGGAAUCAGGUGACGUGGUGCUAGGAUUG
Molecule: messenger RNA, 309 nt
Organism: Ilex paraguariensis (yerba mate)
Lineage: Eukaryota; Viridiplantae; Streptophyta; Magnoliopsida; Aquifoliales; Aquifoliaceae
Source: the annotation of a GenBank genome assembly